CGAGUUCUCGGCUGAUCUCAGGUGGGAGAGGCAAGCUGGUCUCAACUAAGCUUUGGUAAUGUAAGCUCCUGGAUUUGUCUGAUCCAAAAGUGAUCCAACGACAAGAAAGGAUUGUAGAGAGGAUCGGGAAAACGUAUUGGCCAUUGGAUUCGAUCAAUUGCAGGAGUAGAAGUUACGGUUUUGAAAGAGAGAACACGAUGAUUAGAAGCACCGACAAUUGUGAAGGCGGCCUUUGCAAUAGGGAAAGUGAGACAUGGUCAAGACGUUGUGUAAACGAUGGUCAGUGCAGGGAUCAUUGCAUUAACAAUGAUAGAGGAGUAGAUGGAAACUGCGGUGGUGGCUACCCGUGGUACAGAGGAUGCUUCUGCUUCUUCGCUUGCUAAUAUAUACCAAAAGCUAUUCGUUGCUUGUGUGUUUAUUUUACAUAAAAUAAUUCUGCGACAUUCCAUUGAAUAAUAUAUCUACGUAUACAUUUAACAUAUAACAUGGAUCUCCAGCAUGUGGAUCUCUA
Molecule: messenger RNA, 511 nt
Organism: Camelina sativa (false flax)
Lineage: Eukaryota; Viridiplantae; Streptophyta; Magnoliopsida; Brassicales; Brassicaceae
Source: RefSeq, a predicted model, not a curated record